Molecule: messenger RNA, 582 nt
Organism: Blepharisma stoltei
Lineage: Eukaryota; Ciliophora; Heterotrichea; Heterotrichida; Blepharismidae
Source: the annotation of a GenBank genome assembly
AUGUCCGAAGUUCAAGAAAUUGUUAAGCACAUGCAAAGUUUGAGGGAAGAAUACCUUGGCUGAAGAAAUAACCUUGAUCUUGAUGGUCCGAAAAAAUACAAAAUCGUAAUAUUAACUUAGGACAAAAGAAGAACAAAACCAAAACCUAAAACUCUAGAAGAAUUAAAAAAUCAAGCAAAAUACAAAAAACGAUGAAAAGGGGCAGGUGCACAGAAUUCUGAAUUUGCAUCAGUUGCUUCCCUAAAGCCUUGUGUCCUAUCAACCUGGGAAACUGCCAAAGCAAUGGCACCCGAAAGAAGCUUCAAAGCUCCUCCAGGCUCAAAGCCAAUUCUAGUUCCUCAAGUUGGCAGAGAAUUUGGACAGCCUUCUAUGGAUCAAGUCUCAAAGCGCUAUAAAACAGUUUUGCUUACCAAUAUUGAAAAAUUCAAUGAUUAUGUACAAAGACCCUCGCAGUACCAAAAACCUCCCCCAGAGCUGACUAUCCUGCAUCCUCGAGGCUUCACCCCAGCUGGAACUCUGAUGAAAGAAUUUGGAUUUCCUACAACUCAUUUGCUGCCUAAAAGCAUGACUAUGAAAAAAUAA